Messenger RNA from Paramacrobiotus metropolitanus, 1253 nucleotides. RefSeq lists its product as uncharacterized. The record is from RefSeq and is a predicted model, not a curated record. Lineage: Eukaryota; Metazoa; Tardigrada; Eutardigrada; Parachela; Macrobiotidae. The transcript is spliced from 3 exons. The coding region runs from base 261 to 1049 and encodes 262 amino acids.
AUGCUAUAAAUGUACAGUAAUGUAGUGCAGGGUCACUGCAUGUCAUCCUGAGGCCAUGCAUACAAAGAGCGUCAAAUGUCCAGUGACAGCGGAGAUGUAACGUACUUAACGAAUUUUCUGUGGUAUUUCCAACGAGAUGUCCUACUAAUCACGCAACGCGUAUUAACGCUCUCGACUGUUCAAGCGGUACCUCAUCUACGGCGCAAUUCUAAGAGAAAGAAAGCCUUAUCGCGAAAAACUUGAGGAAACCAGAUUUUACCAUGCUUGAUUUAUUUUCCCGCACCACAUUCCUACUGGUGUUCUGCAGUAUUCCCUACCAUCUGUGCCAAAAUCCGACGACGUGCAAAGUUCCAACGGUGCCUCCAAUAAUUUUUCACGAUCCCAUUGAACAUGCAGGGGUAUGGUACGAGUAUUCGGCGUAUACACCAGGUAUCAUUGAUUAUCAAUGUACCAACAUCUUUAUUCCACUUGGCGCCGGAAUCGAGAACGGUGUGCCCUAUAACUGGACCAUAUCGUUCCGCAUGAAAGUACCAAACAAAGAUCCAGAAUGUAUUGGUAUCUGCUCCGUUUCUAACAUAACUGGAGACGGAGUACGAGCAUCAGCCACGUGGUUUCCGGAUUUUGGUGCUUUUCUCACCGGUUCCGGGCCAGGAAAAGCUCCAUCGUUAGCAAACGUGCGGUACUUCGUUCUGUACAUGGACCCGUUCAUGCAGAUAGUCUACAGGUGCAACAAUGCUAGCGGGGAUUCUUGUAGUCAGCCGUUUUUCUUUGUGAAUAUUCGUUCAAAGCCUACCGAAGCCAUGCCGCAUUUGGCGACUUAUAUAAAUAAAACCACUGACAAUGUUCUCGCGCCAUAUUGUUUUUCGAGCAGUAAUUUUACGCUGACCGAUUGGACCUCUAAUAUCCCGCCCUGCCUGCCACAAUGGGAUGCUAACUACACCGACUGCCAGAAUCUGAUUGAGAAAACUCGACAGAAAUCCUCUUUUGAUGUUUGGAGCGCCAUCAAAAGGAUGCACAGACAGCAGCAACGACUCCUUCAUCUGGUUUAGUGCAGUACCGGUCAACAUUCGCACAUGUGUCGGCCACUUUAAUCAUUUUGUUGAUAAGCCGGCUAUAAGGGCGAACGUCAUGGUUGUUUUGAGGCAGUAUUUUAUCUUGUUUUAUCUGUAACAUUGCUUACGUAUGUCUGACGUUUUGCAUUUAAAACUGCACGCUUCUUUCCCUUAUAACAUGUAAUAAAAAAAUCUCCCUCG